AUGGCUCCCGCUGCUGCUCGUGGUCGCAAGGCCCAGAAGGUUACCCAGAAGUUCGUUAUCAACGCUUCCCAGCCCGCUAGCGACAAGAUUUUCGAUGUCUCUGCCUUCGAGAAGUUCCUCCACGAUCGCAUCAAGGUUGAGGGCCGUGUCGGUAACCUCGGCGAGAACGUCGUGAUCUCCCAGUCCGGCGAUGGCAAGAUUGAGGUUGUUGCCCACAUCCCCUUCUCCGGCCGCUACCUGAAGUACCUUACCAAGAAGUACCUCAAGAAGCAGCAGCUCCGUGACUGGCUCCGCGUCGUUUCCACCUCCAAGGGUGUCUACGAGCUCCGCUUCUACAACGUCGUCAACGACGAGGCUGAAGAGGAUGAGGAAUAA
Molecule: messenger RNA, 375 nt
Organism: Penicillium vulpinum
Lineage: Eukaryota; Fungi; Ascomycota; Eurotiomycetes; Eurotiales; Aspergillaceae
Product: 60S ribosomal protein eL22
Exons: 3
Coding region: 1-375 (124 amino acids)
Biological process (GO): cytoplasmic translation
Cellular component (GO): ribosome
Molecular function (GO): structural constituent of ribosome; RNA binding
Source: RefSeq, a predicted model, not a curated record